Messenger RNA from Scleropages formosus (Asian bonytongue), 4822 nucleotides. It is a transcript of the gene tjp2b, whose product is annotated as tight junction protein 2b (zona occludens 2). Gene Ontology annotation, cellular component: bicellular tight junction; plasma membrane. The transcript has 24 exons. Gene Ontology annotation, molecular function: cell adhesion molecule binding. The coding region runs from base 306 to 3857 and encodes 1183 amino acids. Gene Ontology annotation, biological process: cell-cell adhesion; positive regulation of blood-brain barrier permeability; establishment of endothelial intestinal barrier. The record is from RefSeq and is a predicted model, not a curated record. NCBI's taxonomy places the organism in Eukaryota, Metazoa, Chordata, Actinopteri, Osteoglossiformes, Osteoglossidae.
CGGGGCUUGCGGCCAAAGCCGCCCGCGGGCACCGCUGGGGUGACUGGUCCGGAUUUCGGUUUCACUCCAGUGUGUCGUGUCUCGUCACUCGAGCUCCUCGUCCCCCUUUUUCUGAGGUAUUUUUUGGCAAAACAAGAGUUUUUAUUUUGGCUUUUCAGUUCAGGGACCAGUGUGGCACAGACUUGUCCCAUGCCAGCUGCUCCUGGGACAACCUUUACUGGAACACCGAAGUGCAAUACCUGUACCUUUCAGAAAAACGACGAGACUCAGUGCCCAAUUUUUCAAAGCUUCAGCAGACCUCAGGAAUGGAGGAGACAAUAUGGGAGCAGUACACUGUGACACUGCAGCGGGACUCCAAGAUGGGAUUUGGCAUUGCAGUGUCAGGGGGGCGGGAUAACCCCAACGUGGACAACGGAGAAACGUCAAUCAUUGUGUCAGACGUUCUUCCUGGAGGGCCAGCAGAUGGACAGCUCUAUGAAAAUGACCGUGUUAUUUUGGUCAACACCAUCCCCAUGGAAAACGUGCCUCACUCGUUCGCCGUGCAGCAGCUGAGAAAAUGCGGGAAGACAGCCAAGAUUACUGUAAAGAGACCCAGGAAGGUCCCUGUCCAAACCCUGAAACGCCCCCCAUCCCCUGAUGUGCAGGAGCGUGUCGUUGACUAUGACGAUUAUGACCGACGGAGUGUUCAGAGCACCCACAGCGGCCGCACCAAACCUGGUUGGCCCGAAGGCAAUGGAGGUCUGGGAUACCCUCGCGACCGGGACCACAGCCUGGAGAAGGAGCGAGGGCGUGGUGGCUACCUGGAGCCUGAAUACCGGGGCCGCGACUACAGCCGAGACCUGGGGUACAGCCGCGAGCGCAGCCGUGGCAGGAGUUUGGAGCGGGACCUGAGCCCUGAGCGUGAGUAUCGCCGCGAUGGCAGCAGGGGCCGAACCUUGGACCGAGAACCCAGCCCCGAGCGACGCUAUCAAAGGGAGCACAGCCGGGGCCGCAGCAUCGACCGAGACUUUAGUCCCGCUCGCAGCUACAACCGUGACCUCAGCUAUGAGCGCAGGAAGUAUGAGCCCCGCCCAGAUGAGAGGAUUGUGAGGAGCAGGAGCCGUGACCACCUGCAGGAGCGCUCUCCUUCUCCUGCCCCCCCUCGAACCCGAGACUAUGACCACGAGCCUCUGGAGAAGCCCAUUAGUGUCCUGCUGGUGAAAAACAGGCCCAAUGAAGAGUAUGGCCUUCGCCUCGGCAGUCAGAUCUUUAUCAAGGAGAUGACCAGUACCGGUCUUGCAGCCAAGGAUGGGAACCUGAGGGAAGGUGACAUCAUUCUCAAGAUCAAUGGGACCGUCACAGAGAACCUGUCCCUUGCUGAUGCCGGAAAGCUGAUCGAGAAGUCCCGCGGGAAGCUUCAGCUGGUGGUCCAGCGGGACCGGAGACAGAUUCUGAUCCGUAUCCCCCCGCUUGCUGACAGCGACUCGGAGCCUGAUGACAUCUCCGAAAUCGAGUCCUACCGAUCCUACUCUCCGCAGGAGGACCGACAGUCCCAUCACUCUGACCUGUCCUCGCAUUCCUCCAACGAGAGACUCCGCGAGAAGCACAGGGAUGAACCCCAAAGCAAGCAAACUAAGGUGAGCCCAAUGGCUUCCCCCUUCAGGGGUCCCGAAGACCACCAUCCAUCCGAGGUGGAGAAGGAGGAGCUGCAAAAGCAGGAGGCUCCAGCUGUUAACACUACCCCAAAAAUCUUGCUCCGCCCCAGUCCUGAGGAUGAGGAGAUAUAUGGGAGCAACACUGUCAUGGUGAGCUUCCAGAAGGGUGAGAGCGUAGGUCUGCGUCUGGCUGGAGGAAACGACGUGGGCAUUUUCAUCGCUGGGGUUCAGGAGGGCAGCCCUGCCCAAGAGGAGGGGCUCCAAACUGGGGACCAGAUCGUAAAGGUGAACAACGUCGACUUCCGAGGCCUGGUGCGUGAGGAGGCUGUGCUCUUCCUGUUGGAGAUCCCCAAGGGAGAGACUGUGACCAUACUAGCACAGAGCAAGCCUGAUGUUUACAAGGACAUCAUGGCCUCGGGCCGCGGGGACUCGUUCUUCAUCAGGACCCACUUUGAGUACGAGAAGGAGUCCCUGCAGGGCCUGUCCUUUUCCCGGGGGGAGAUCUUCAAGGUGGUGGACACCCUGUAUGAUGGCAAGCUGGGCAACUGGUUGGCCAUCCGUGUAGGGAGAGACAAUCAACUUCUGGAGAAAGGCAUCAUCCCGAACAAGAGCAGGGCUGAUCAAAUGGCCAAUGUCCAGAAUUCCCACAAAGGAACAGGGAAUGACAGGGGUGACUUCUGGAGGAUGCGAGGGCAAAGGGCAGCUAGAAAGAAGGACCUUCGGAAGAACCGUGAGGAUAUGACCACCGCUCCUGUCACCACUCGUUUCCCUGCCUACGAGAGAGUGGUCUUACGUGAAGCUGGCUUCAGAAGACCUGUGGUGCUGUUUGGUCCAAUAGCUGAUGCAGCUAGUGAGAAGCUUGCCUCAGAUCUCCCUAAUGAGUUCAUGAUUGCCAAAACGGAGCCCAAGGACGCAGGUUCUGAGAAGUCCUCCGGUGUAGUGCGUCUCAACACCAUCCGUCAAAUAAUUGAGCAGGACAAGCAUGCCCUGCUAGAUGUGACACCCAAGGCUGUGGACACUCUCAACUACACCCAGUGGUACCCCAUCGUCAUUUUCUUCAACCCAGAUAGCAAGCAAGGUGUCAAGACCAUGCGUCAGCGUGUGAUCCCAAGCUCCAACCGCAGUUCACGCAAACUCUAUGAGCAGGCAGUCAAGUUGAAGAAAACGUGUUCACACCUCUUCACUGCGACCAUUGAUUUGAAUUCAGCCAAUGAUGCGUGGUAUGGCAGCGUGAAGGACACUAUACGAGAGCAGCAGGCCCAGGCCGUGUGGGUGUCUGAAGGGAAGCUGGACGGGACGGAGGGGGAUCUUGAGCUCCACGACGAUCACAUGUCCUACCUCUCGGCCAUGAGUGCCGACUACCUGAGCAUGGACAGCCGGCUCAUCAGUGAUUAUGAUGACACAGCUGAUGAGGGCGGGGCCUACACAGACAAUGAGCUGGACGAGCCGACGGAUGAGCCGCAUAUAUCGGCCAUCAGCCGAUCUUCCGAGCCCGUCCUUGCAGAAGAGCUACUGAGAAGGUCCAGCCCAGAGUCCCGCAUGCGCAUGAAGACAUUUGGAAGCAGGGAUGGCCUUAGAGAAUGCAAUUCACCCCCUUCCUUUGUCCCUGAGACUCCCAAGGUGGUAAAAGCACAGCCCCGAGACGAGGUUCUCCGGGCACAGUACGAGUCCAGCAGAGGCUACGACUCCCACUCCAGCAGUCCUGCAAGCAGCGACCACCCACGCAGCCAGGACUCGUACGGAGCCAGGCCCCCACCGGUCCCCGUUGCCCUCAAACCCGUCUUCGGAUCCCGCAGCUCCAGGGGCGCUCCUGACAUCCAACCCCUUGGAGACCAGGGGCAGCCUGAAGAGAGUCCCGAAGAUCCCUCCCAGAAGUCCUUUCUUGGGAAGGUGAAGGCCUUUGAGAAGAUGGAUCACUUUGCUCGGGUGCAGAGGAUGCUGGAGCUUCAGGAAGCUCAGAAUGCCAGACUGGAAAUUGCUCAGAAGCAUCCGGACAUCUAUGCUGUUCCUUUGAAAGCACCAAAGCCUGACCUCAGCCGCCCACAGCCAAUAGGUUCAAGCUCACGUCCGGAGCCCCAGACCCCGCCCUGCAAGCUGCCCUACUCCGAGAGCCGGCCGCCAUACUACCAAGGGGGAGACGAUGAGUAUCGCCGCCAGCUGGCCGAGCAGACCAACCGGAACUACUACAACAGUCCGCACAUGUACCAGGACACGGAGCUGUAGAGAGCCGUGCCCGGCUCGCCUCCACCGCCAUUCCACAGGGGACACUCCCUGCACUAAUCUGCUGCUGACUUGGAAGCCUUCCUGCUUUUAAGUUUUCUUGCUUUUUUGCUUCAAAGAAGUUUAACUCUCUAUCCAUGAGGGUAAAAUCUCAGUUAGUGUUGUUUGUAUUUAUGUGUUUGUUCGUUAUUCAGGAACCACUUUUUUCUCGCCUAUGCAAAUAUUUCAGUUUCUUCAGAGCAACUGAAAACUAUUGCCACGUGUCCCUUUUUAUUACACAAACACUGAAACGUGUUGACUUCUCACAGCCCAGAUCUCUCUUUUUGUUACUUUUUUCUUUUUGUAAGCAGUAAAUCGUUUUCAAACUAAUUCAAGUGAUCACUUGUAGUUGCAUAUUUACUUUGUCUUCGGUUUGUGUAAUCCUGCCUUCUGAACUUUCUGAAACACAUACACAGUGGGAUUUGUUCAUGUUUUUGAAGUGCCUUUUUCUUUUUUGAAAAGCAUAGAAGUGUUAUGCACACAGGAGACACAAAGCCACUGGACAGCACUCAGCUCACACCCAAAAGGGGUAACAGGGAACCAGUGGCACCACAACCUUAAUGUCAUCCCGUGUCUUAUAAAAGCAGUGCAUUGCCAGGGCUGAGUCAUGUUCUAAACAAAAAUCAUAAAAGAUCAGGUAAAAUAUGGUGUUGCAAAUGUCCAAUUUGUUUGUUGUUGUUGCUGUUGUUCUUUGAUAACCACAAACUUUGAAUGUAUAUAACAUCUGCUUUAUAAUAUCCUCGAUUGACUGUAUAUACCUGUAUGAGCUGAAGUACUUAAACCAUGGUAUCCUCUCAUGGCUUCCACUUGUGUCGAAAUGUGAAGGAAACAAGUCCACAAAGUUUGGUUUAGGGUGGACCUUGGAGUUUCCUCAUUUUACUACACCAAACAGAAAUAAAAUAUUUAACCUAGCAUGUUUUUUUUAAACU